Messenger RNA from Pseudoliparis swirei, 4469 nucleotides. RefSeq names its product retinal homeobox protein Rx2-like. Gene Ontology annotation, molecular function: RNA polymerase II cis-regulatory region sequence-specific DNA binding; DNA-binding transcription factor activity, RNA polymerase II-specific. The coding region runs from base 354 to 1340 and encodes 328 amino acids. NCBI's taxonomy places the organism in Eukaryota, Metazoa, Chordata, Actinopteri, Perciformes, Liparidae. The transcript has 4 exons. Gene Ontology annotation, biological process: positive regulation of transcription by RNA polymerase II. The record is from RefSeq and is a predicted model, not a curated record.
CGAGGUUCUUUGCUCACUUGUGUGCAGGGGAUUUCAAGGACUUAACGGGGAGUAACAAGUGCCUACAGUAGAGAUUGUGAGUGUCAUUCGUGAAUUUAUGGACUACAGAGACACCGUGCUUGUAGCGUAGCCCGACGGUGGGAUCUGAGAGAAGACAAAGAUGUGUAUUAGUUCGGCUUUUGUGUAAACAAUAUAUUCGGUCUCCUUGAAGGACACGACCCUCGCGCUUCACAUAAAUCUGUUCCAUUUCACGUGAACAAUCGCCCUGUGCAACAACUGCCCUGCUUUGUCACACUUGGAAGCAUAUUGUUUUUUUCUGACAAAGAAGAGAAAAGGUGUCUCAAAAGGCUCGAAUGCAUUUGUCAAUGGAUACCCUGGGAAUAGUGGACGACAGUUGCCUGGACAACUAUGACAUGGCAAAAGGUGCUGGGCAAAGUGGUGGAGGCCGGGUCCACAGCAUUGAUGUUAUACUGGGCUUCACUAAGGACCAGGACCCUUUACUCCAUUCGGAAGGGGAUGAUGACACCCACAAAGCCAACGUUGAAAACACACAGCACCCUGAGAAGCACGUCCCCUCAGAUCCCUAUGGGCACCUUCCAGAAUUGGGUGACAGCUCCCAACAUUCUUCCUACCAUGGUGUUUUAGAAUCUGACCUAUUCUCCGGAGACAAGUGUGAUGAAGAAAUGAGUAACCUGCAGAAGGAGGAGGACAUUGCUGAAGAGUCUCCAGAGGCCGUUACAGAAGAAGAGCACAGAAAAAAGAAACACAGAAGAAACCGGACCACCUUCACCACCUAUCAACUCCACGAGCUGGAGCGAGCCUUCGAAAAGUCCCACUACCCUGACGUCUACAGCCGUGAGGAGUUGGCAAUGAAGGUGAACUUGCCCGAGGUUCGUGUUCAGGUGUGGUUCCAGAACCGCAGGGCCAAGUGGAGACGUCAAGAGAAGAUGGACACGAGCACUAUGAAGCUCCACGAUUCCCCCAUGUUGUUCUUCAAUCGUCCUCCGAUGCCUCCGAGCGUCGGGCCAGUGGCCAACCACAUGCCCCUCGACCCCUGGCUGACCUCGCCCAUCUCCAGUGCUACACCCAUGCAUACCAUUCCAGGGUUCAUGGGUUCACCCCAGGGCUUGCAGCCUGCCUAUCAAAGCCACAGCUAUCUCAACACCCCACCUGGGAUGGUCCAAGGCAUGCAGCCAAUGGGCCCUCCUUCCUACCAGUGCCCACCCAGCUUCAACGAUAAAUACCCGAUGGAGGACGACAGGUGUUCGAGCAUCGCAGCGCUCAGGAUGAAGGCCAAAGAGCACAUUCAGUCCAUGGAUAAAACCUGGCAGCACAUGUGAUCUGACGAGCCACUUUGGAGAGAUUUUUGAGCUGCUCCCAUGAAUGUUUACAAACUGCUUUUCCACUGUUUCCUGUAUGACGAAGACGUGACGCAGAAGAAGUCAGACAUUUUCUUGACUGGAAAUUUGAAUUCAAAUCUCUGACAGGCAUUUAUUUUGGUUCAACUCAGAAGGUUUGGAAAUGGACUCCUGUUUAUCGAACGUUCUCUCUGUUUUCACACUUUUGUGUCAACAUUGAUUCAGUAAAUGUCUGACAGAGGUGAUACAGUGCUGGUAAACUGAAAUACAUGAGAGCCAUGUGGUCAGAAGUAGCAACGUUUGCGGUCGGCAAUCCUUUUUAUUGGAAAGAUUAAAUAAAUGUAAUACUGACCUCAACUCUCUAUACAUGAACCUACGUGUAUGACCGUCUUGCUCCCCUGAAGUGACAAUAUGCUCAUGGGGUUUAAUGAACACUGUGCUGUGUGUUGUAAAUUUACUGGUGUCUAGAUUGUCAGAACUAGAAAAUGUUAGGAUUAAUUUGGUUUUGUUCAAAGAAGUUUUCCCCCUUUGUCUUAUUUUUGGGGUUUUUCUUUUAGUAUUUUGAAUCUAUUAUUUUGUUCUGAAGAGUGUAGUUAUUGCCCAGAAUGUUCUAGUAUAUCUUCAGGUUUUAUUUUUUUUCUCUUCAGGUUUAUUUUUUUUAAAGACACUUCUCCCACUUGAAUUGAAGUUUGAUUGGUCCAAAAGUGAUGCGUCUUAUUUAAAUCAUUAAACUGGCCUUUUAGCGAGCAUUGAGCCCUGAUGGUGGAGGUUAUCGGAAAUCACAGAGCGUAAUCUGGUUGGGAGGCUAAUUUAAACAGACACACAUACCUCUUAACACCUAAUUACUGCUUUUAAAGCGAUUAACCCCGGAUUCUCAGCCAUAGACAGAAUGGCCUCAGAUGCCCCUGAAAAAUCCUUUUAAGAGUUAGAAAGUUAAUCUGUGCUGGCAGCCUCUCCAACCUGGGAUGUAGCAGUUUGAUGUAACUAUUAAACCACAAGCAGAAGCAAAUCACCUUUGACAGAGACAUACAUUCAUGAAAAUAUUGCUUGCGUGUUCAAAUUGUAUGUGUUUAUCUGGUGUGUGUGCAUUCACAUUAUGCAGAAGGGUGCUAGGCUAUCAAAGUACAUUUUACUAUUAACAUUUUCUCUCUGGCUUUUGAAACAGGUCAAAAUCAUCUCAUCGAAUGGAAUCAAGGGAAGAGUAACAUGCGAUGCAUUUUACUUGUGUUUUCCACUAUCUUAGUAAAUAAUAUGUCAUUAAGCUCGUUAUCAUUCCUUACCUGAAGGUUUUACCGACUAAUGCUUUAAGGAGCUAUUGUCUGUAACUGGAAGACCCCUCUGGAUUAAAGUGUGAGGAAUAUUUACAUCACUUCAGAACAGUAUCUCUAUAUCAUGGCCUUUAGAAAUGACAACAACCACACUGUCAGUUUUAGAGUUUUCUUUUGUUGAUAUUGUUACAAUCCCUGUUGACAACAGUGGUCUAAAACGCCAAAGAAAUAAAACAGAACAUCUCUAGAAAACACACACAUACAUAAAUGUGUCAAGAUGUUUAUUAUUUUAAAGUUAUUUUUUUCAUAAAGUUUUCACAAUGUGAUUUUUUCUUUUGUCCAUGUGCAAAACAGAAUAACGUUACAGUAGCACCACUGUAGAAGCACUUUGAUUGUGGAUAUUGUUUCUUCUUCCUACACAUGCAUUAGUGAGCUAGCGACAUGACUGAGUGUCGUUAAUGAGCGCUUCUGUACAAUAGGCCAUGUAAGCUGUGACGGAGAGCGUCGGCCUGAUGGAGGCCUGUUGUGCUCGUCCAGGCCUGUGGAGCUUUGCCAAGCCGUUAGGCAGAUGAAGCUCCACUCCAUCAGGCCCAUCCAGGGGUGUCAGGAGGCUGCAGAGGCCACAAGGGCUCGCAUUAUAAUUGCCCUCCAGUCGCCUGGUUUAGUUUAGCUGGUCCAAUGUGUUUUUAGAUGCAGGUUUGUAAAAAGGUCUAUUUAGCAUUUGAGUACUUGUAGUGCUCAACAAUGUAAUAUUGUUGCUCAAUAAGAUGCUUCUUCUGUCAGAUGCUUCACAGAUUGUAUCUGUAGUCAAAUGUAUUUGAAGGUUGGGAUAUUAAAUUGUUUGAUACUGAAACAGAGGCAUUAUGAGAUGUUAAACGUUCACUAGAUUGCAAAGAAACAAUGGUGUGCAAAGAUUCUCUCAGGGCAAGAACAACUCUUUUGUGUGCAGGUUUAUGUUUAUUUGAUUUGAUAACACUGCACCAGAGCACCACUUGAGCUACCAGGGGGGCAGAUGGAAUAAUAAACCUCUUUGCACCUCACUACAAAAAUAAUUGAGCCAGGAUAAGAUUUUAUUUGAACCUAAAUUCCUUUUUUUUACCAAGUUUUUCUCCCAUUUCCCAGCUUCUAAUUGCUACCCUUCCGUUUUGCAGGUUAAGCAUAUUAAUUAAAUAUAUUUGCCUCAGCAGUUUGGCCUCAGUGUUAGAAUGUGCUAUAUUUAGUGAUAAUCCUUUUUCACCAAACCUAUGUCGGAAAGAGUAAAUGCAACAACACCCAGAAUUUACUCGAGAGGCCCUCAGAACAUUAUUGUGUUAUUUUGCUUGGCCAAGCGUGACCUUUGCUGGGGCCCCGGCUCUGGUUAACAGGCUGACUAGGGGACGUGGUCCACGUUGGAAAUAAUUAAGGGAAAGGAGCGGAAUUAAUUGGGUUUGAUUUCGAACAUUUUUCAAAAAGACACGCUUUUCCACCACUGACAUAAUUGUGGAUCACUUGAAGGGUGGGGGGAUUAUGAUGGCUGGCGUCAGUUGCUCGUCUUUGUCAGUGUCACUUUAAAAAUAUGUCCCAGUAAGCACUCCCUCCCUCGCCUGUCACACAUGUGCUUCGCAUUCACUAGCACACAUGUUAAUGGUUAGGUUUUAAAAUUCAAUAUUUUGAAUAACGAAUACUCGUUACUCAAAAAUAACUUUAACUGAUUAAUGAAUUACUAAUUAAACUAACACGGACUGUUAGAAACAAAAAAAAGAGUGCUGAAUGUAGCCAGACUGACAACACGAUGUAGACAAACUGGCUAGAGUGUCUUCCUCUUUGCCAUUUUAUAUUUAAUAAAAGGGGUUUUCAAAAAUUA